Molecule: messenger RNA, 1059 nt
Organism: Dimorphilus gyrociliatus
Lineage: Eukaryota; Metazoa; Annelida; Polychaeta; Dinophilidae
Source: the annotation of a GenBank genome assembly
ACUUUUUGUUACCAGUUAUUAUUUAACAGAUUGCUAAAAUAUAUAUAUAUAUAUAUAUAUAUAUAUAGGUUUGUUUGCAGUUGCAUUCUAUUAAUGUUCAAAAAUUGGAAAAUUGACAUAUAAUAUAGCAAAAUCACUUUUGAUUAUUAUACCAAUGAUACCAGUAUACAACUUUUGACUUUUAGAUUCAUCAUGGAAUUAAUUGAAGGCGUAGGUAAUGAGGUUCUGGUUGUUGUUGGCUUGUUACUAUCAUUUUUCGUAAUUGUAUUCGCUUGGCUUUCAACAAGUGUUACGGAUAUACCUAGGCAUCUCUUUGUGUUCGAAAGAAACUACAUGCACGAAUUUAUUCUUCGUCUAACAAAUUCAAGGCCCGUUUUGUUGCAAACUGCUCAAAUUGAUAGUUUGCAUGAGGAAACAAGGCCCGUAGAAGACACAACAGAAGAGACUAGAGAGACUACAACGGUCAGUUCAUCCGAAAACACUACAGAGGAAGCUAGAAACUCAGAACAAUCUGAUGAUCCUCAAUUGACAGAAGUGCCCGUUGAAGUUGAAAAUGGAAAUCCUCAAACUGUAAAUGAUCUACGACAGAGAAGAAUAGAAAGACUUACAAAGAGUAUUGAAACUCGCGAUGCUGAACCCCCUAAUGAGGAAAUCAAUAGGGAAGCAGAUAAUACUGAAUCUAAUACGACUAACGAUGAAUCGGAUAGUCAUUUAGGAUUAAUCACUGUCAAACUGAAAUUUCUUGAUGAUAGGCAAAGAGAGGUUAGAACGCCACAAACAGAAACUAUUGGAGAAUUUAAACGGAAAUAUUUUCAAGAGGAAUUGGCGGAAAAUGAAUACAUUCGUUUCGUUUUCAACGGACAAGAGUUAAGACAGGAGAGCCAAACACUUCAACAAUACAACGUUAGAGAUAAUUCUGUUAUUCAUUGUCUGAUUUCCAGAAUACGCAACGAACAACAAAAUGGAAAUAAUCAAGAUGAGACAAAUAUACAAAUGGUCGAACCUCAAACGAAGAGAUCAGAAAUAAUCGUCAAGAAAGUGCCAAUGUGCACUAAUUGA